Messenger RNA from Ruditapes philippinarum (Manila clam), 2090 nucleotides. Its product is annotated as zinc finger MYND domain-containing protein 10-like. Lineage: Eukaryota; Metazoa; Mollusca; Bivalvia; Venerida; Veneridae. Gene Ontology annotation, cellular component: centriolar satellite; cytoplasm. The transcript has 13 exons. Bases 56 to 1441 code for a protein of 461 amino acids. The record is from RefSeq and is a predicted model, not a curated record. Gene Ontology annotation, biological process: outer dynein arm assembly; inner dynein arm assembly; motile cilium assembly.
CAAAUUGGAACAAGUUUUCGCGUGUCGAUACAUUUUAUUUUGUUCAGCAUUAAAAAUGGGAUCGGAGGGUGCUAGCCAGGUAUUAAUGCCAAUUGAAGCUGAGGGAUGUGUAGAAUCUUUAAAACAGUUUACUAUAAAGGAUAUUGGGGGCCCAUUAUGGUCAGCACAACAUGAAGUGAUGGAGAGACUGAACAUGCAAGCUGUUAUAAAUGCCUCGGCUCAGGAAGAUGAAUUCAUUAAAGAUUUUCUCAUCUCUUGUGACAAGCUAACAUUACUGAUAUAUGAUCUACUGAUGACAGAGGUAUGGAAGGAAAAGGUAUUUACAGAAAUUAUGGACACUGAAGGAUUUGAACCCAAAACAACCUUCCCUCUAUACAUGGCACUCUAUCAUGAAGCUACAGUGGCCAAUCUAUUGGAGACAACUUUAUUUUAUCGUGAAGUUUGUGAGGCAGCAGAAGAUUCCAUCCUUGACCUUGUUGAUUACUGUUAUCGUAAACUAACACAACUUAUAGCCAGAAGUGAAGAAAGUGGGGAGGAGAAAGAUCUUGAGUUAGACGCCACACAGUCUGUGUCUGCUAUGGCUAAUGCUUCUAACAUGGAGGAACUGGAAAAGCAGGACAGAAAGUUGAAUUUUGAGAUCUGUAUUAAAGCUGUAUCAAUGUUAAGAUAUAUUGUUGACCAUCUAGAGGGACUUCCUUUAAGUGUUAUGACAAGGAUAUUAAACACUCAUGAUGUACCUUUGUUACUGGUACAGCUUGUAGAAAACCCUCCAUGGAGCCAUAGAAAAGAUGGUAAGAAUUACAAAUAUAUAGAUGGUAAAUGGACACAGGUAGAUUUUGCAGACAGCCUGAAAAUCACCAAGAUAGAAGGACAGGUAUGGUUAUCCAUAUUCCAGUUACUAAUGUCACAAGCUUGUCAGCAGAAAUAUGAGUUAGAUACAUUCAGAAAAAAUACUAUACUUAAGUUACGAGCAUUUUUGACAGAGCCUAUGUUAGACCAGAUACCAAUGUUAGGGGAUAUGCAACGGUACCUUGAACAUUUGUCUAUGAUGGAACCACCACCACCAAAAAAUGAAAUUAUUCUAGAACAGGUUCCAGAAGUAAGGGAUAGAAUUCUGCAGGAAAAUGAGGGAAAAUGGAGAAAAAUUGCUAAGAAACAAAUGAAGUCUUUCUUUGAUCCUACUAGAAGUGAUCUGAAGAUGCAGGCUAAAAGAUGGGCAGAUACCUACAACUUUGAUGUGAUAGAGGGACUACUAUCAGAUCCACCUAAGUGUGCGAACUGUGGUUUAGAUGCCAGUAAAAGAUGUUCACGAUGUCAGAACGAGUGGUAUUGUCGACGAGAGUGUCAGGUAGCUAACUGGAACAAACACAAGAAGGCCUGUGAUCUGAUGUUUGACUCCCUGAAGAAGAUCAAAGAACAAGAGACAAAGUCUAACAGUUAAACCGUUGAAUAUUCCUCAAAUAUGACCUCCGGCCUCUACUUCAAGUAACAUUGGUGCAUCGAUGAACAUUGUUGAGAAGUUGUUUUAAAUGGAUAUCAGUUAUCCACCAUUUGUGGAAUUUUCUUUUGAGGAGUUACUUAUUGCAUGAUUUGUGAAGAUCAAUACAAAGUAGAUUUACCACAUGCCAUGUUUAAAAUAAAAAAACAACACAUUAAUGUCACAUGGGAGUUGAUAAUGUUAGGCAUUAAUGCAGUGUAUUUGUUGAUAUAAGAAUAUUUAAAAAACAUCAACAGUUGUUGAAGCAAUAUGAAUGACAUUGCCCUUAAAUAUUGUUACAAUAACAUCACUUGUAUUUAACAUAAAGGAACAUACAAAAUGAUCUCAAACUAAGGCCUGUUACUAGGGUGUUUUUAUACAAGAUCAAGUUUUGUUGUUUAAGUAAUAUUGCAUUAUAUAUUUUUAUAGAAAAUAAUCUGUAUUGAAGUAUAAACAUGUGUUGCCCUGAAUAGACAAGAUAAGAUACAUAGAAUCUGAUUGUAAAAUGAUAGAAUUCCGUCCAGUUUACAUUGCAAAAAAUUGAUCAUCUUCAAGUUUUCUUUCAUACAUUUAUCAUCAGCAGUCAGUUUCAUUUUGGGACACUUACAUCAUA